This is a messenger RNA of Diaporthe batatas, 1476 nucleotides long. RefSeq lists its product as uncharacterized. NCBI's taxonomy places the organism in Eukaryota, Fungi, Ascomycota, Sordariomycetes, Diaporthales, Diaporthaceae. The coding region runs from base 1 to 1476 and encodes 491 amino acids. Gene Ontology annotation, cellular component: vacuolar membrane. Gene Ontology annotation, molecular function: amino acid transmembrane transporter activity. The record is from RefSeq and is a predicted model, not a curated record. The transcript is spliced from 4 exons. Gene Ontology annotation, biological process: amino acid transmembrane transport.
AUGGCGACGCCCACUAUAGGAGGGCCUUUGAAUGUCAAGGGCAAUGAGGCUGCUGCUACCGUUUCCGAUGCUGCUCACACCUACCUCUCUGCCGGCAAGCAGCACGAGCUGAAAGUGAGCUUUGAGGAAUAUCUGCACUAUUCCUCUAUUACACGCGCCGAGGAGAAACUUGCGAAUGAAGCAUACAGGAGCGCACGAGGCCGAUCGGGUUUCAAAUGGGCUUUUGCUCAAACAGGCUACGGUGCUGGCUUCGCGCUUUACGUGUCCUUUGGUCUUCUCUCCGCAUAUUCGGGAUGGAUCCUGUGGAAGAUGUUCCUCGGUCUCGACUCGGACCGGUAUCCCGUGCGCAACUACGCCGACCUCUUCUUCCGGUGCUUCGGACCCUCGUCCGGGUACUUUGUCCACGUCGCCCAGGCGGUCCAACUCUUGAUGAUCAUCGCCUUCCUCAUCUUGCUCAACGGCCAGGCCAUCAGUCAGAUCUCCCAGGUCAACGGCACGGGCCCAGGGCUCUGCUUCAUCGUGUGCGUGCUCGUCUUCGCCCUGGCCGGCAUGAUCGUGGGCCAAAUCCGCACGAUGCAGCGCUUCUCGUGGCUAGCGAAUUUCUCGGUCUGGAUUAACCUGCUGAGCAUGUUUAUCGUUAUGGGCCUGACGUUCGCCGGGACACCGCCUAUCGGUCUUGCUACCGGUGGCUCCGGCUUUGUCGCUUCUGUCAACGGUGCUAUGCAGGCAGUAUUUGCCUAUGGCGGCGCUAUGCUGUUUCCAGCCUUCAUGGCGGAGAUGCGACACCCGAUGGACUUCUGGAAGGGUAUGAUUUGCGCGCAAGCAUUUCUUACAUCUGUGUACUUGAUCUUCGGUAUGGUUGUAUACCACUUCCAGGGACAGUUCACAUUUAUACCCAUAGCUCAGGGAAUUUCAGUGUACGGAUGGCAGACUUGUCUGAACGUCCUUGGGAUGAUUGCUGGUCUGAUAGCCACUGGUCUCUACAGUAACGUCGGGCUGAAGAUUGCAUACAUUGAGGUACUGGAGCCGUUGAGCUUUCCCCCACUGACUUCAUCUAUGGGUAAGGUCUGGUGGGCAUGCUUAAUUCCAGUAUACUGGGCUAUUGGCUUUGUUCUUGCUGCGGCCAUCCCACAGCUGGCCUCUAUAUCAGGCCUGUUCGGGGCAUUGUUUGGGCUGGGUUUCACCUACAUUCUUCCUGCUUGGGGUGCAUUGGGUUACUUCAUUCGUGAGGAUGCCGUCGUCAAGGAUGCCGAGGCUUUCGACGAGACGUCUCGUACCUUCACUCGCGUCGACCAUGGCUGGAGAAGGCUGGCCCGGGGUUUUAUGAAGCGUCCAGUCUUCCACACCUGGAACCUCAUUUAUCUUCUGGGCACGCUUGCAACUUGCGGGCUGGGAUGUUACGCUUCUAUCCUCCAGCUAAUCGGUGCUUUCGAGUCAGGGGUUGCCACCAGCUUUAGUUGCUCAAGUCCUGUGUAA